AUGAGGGUUCUGGUGACUGUGGUGACCUUGUUCUUCCUGGGUGUCCAGGCCCAGAGUGAGUGGAGCUACACAGAGCCUGGGCUCGUAGAGAGCAUCUGGUCUAAGGAGUACCCGGACUGUGGGGGACUGAAGCAGUCACCCAUCAAUCUGCAGACAAAGAAGGUGAAGUUCUUCGAGUGUUUGAAGCCAACGAGUCUGAUCGGCUUCAGGGACGACAAUCUUGAGUUCUCCAUGACUAACAAUGGCCACACAGUGCAGAUCACCCUGCCUCCCUCCAUGCAAAUGACAGACUCUGAAGGCAUCGUCUACAAAGCCAACCAGCUGCACAUGCACUGGGGUGGGGCCUUCCUUGAGCUCAGCGGCUCUGAGCACACCAUCAAUGGGAUCAGGCGCGUGAUAGAGAUUCACAUUGUUCACUUCAACUCUAAGUACAGGACCUAUGAGGAAGCCAAGAGUCAAGCCAAUGGGUUGUCUGUGCUGGCGAUCUUAAUCCAGGUUGAUGAGUUUGCAGAAAACACCUACUACACCCCCAUCACUUCCCAGUUGAUCAACAUCCAGUAUCCAGGACAAACCACGACUCUGACAAACAUUAAAAUUCAAGACUUGUUUCCUGGAGACAUUCGCUACUAUUUCACCUACAAUGGCUCACUGACCACUCCUCCCUGCACAGAGAAUGUCAAGUGGUUCCUGUUUCGAGACACAGUCAAGCUCUCUAAGGCCCAGGUUUUGAAGAUUGAGACUUCUCUUAGGAAUCACCACAACCAGACCCUUCAGAACAUCUACCGUCAGAUUCAGCCCCUCAACCACAGAGCAGUAGAAGCCAAUUUCCCACCCUUUGCUGGUAAAU
Cricetulus griseus (Chinese hamster) is the source of this 847-nucleotide messenger RNA. The record is from RefSeq and is a predicted model, not a curated record. Lineage: Eukaryota; Metazoa; Chordata; Mammalia; Rodentia; Cricetidae.